Physcomitrium patens is the source of this 1088-nucleotide messenger RNA. Its product is annotated as chlorophyll a-b binding protein, chloroplastic. Lineage: Eukaryota; Viridiplantae; Streptophyta; Bryopsida; Funariales; Funariaceae. Gene Ontology annotation, cellular component: membrane. Gene Ontology annotation, biological process: photosynthesis, light harvesting. The record is from RefSeq and is a predicted model, not a curated record.
CUUCGCCAUUUGGGUUUCUCGUGACCACACCCCGCCCGCAAUUCUCCGCCCCUUGUCCACAGUAUAAACAAUCUGUACGCCCGCUCCAUCUUCAGCACAGUCGAGUUCGCGUUACCCUCUGAAAGUUGUGUGGUGUGUUGCUUAGUGUUGAAACCUGUAGCAGCCAUGGCCGCCGCUACCGCCAUGCACUCCACCACCUUGGCUGGGCAGAGCUUGCUCAAGCCCGUGAACGAGCUCUCCCGCAAGGUUGGCUCCUCUGAGGCCCGCGUCACCAUGCGCAGGACCGUGAAGUCCACCAGCGACAGCAUCUGGUACGGUGCCGACCGACCCAAGUAUUUAGGCCCCUUCUCUGGAGAGACCCCUUCAUACCUGACUGGUGAGUUCGCCGGUGACUACGGGUGGGACACUGCUGGACUGUCCUCUGACCCUGAGACCUUCGCCAGGAACAGGGAGCUUGAGGUCAUCCACGCCCGAUGGGCCAUGCUCGGAGCUUUGGGGUGCCUCACCCCCGAGCUCUUGGCUAAGAGCGGUGUGAAGUUCGGCGAGGCCGUAUGGUUUAAGGCCGGAGCUCAGAUCUUCAGCGAGGGCGGUUUGGACUACUUGGGAAACCCUAGCCUUGUUCACGCUCAGAGCAUCUUGGCCAUCUGGGCGUCCCAGGUUGUGCUCAUGGGAGCCGUUGAGGGUUACCGUGUUGCCGGUGGACCCUUGGGUGAGAUCACCGACCCCAUCUACCCCGGAGGCUCAUUUGACCCCUUGGGUUUGGCUGAUGACCCCGACACAUUCGCUGAGUUGAAGGUCAAGGAGAUUAAGAACGGCCGUCUCGCUAUGUUCUCCAUGUUCGGAUUCUUCGUCCAGGCCAUCGUAACCGGCAAAGGCCCACUCGAGAACUUGAAUGACCACUUGGCUGACCCCGUCGCCAACAACGCCUGGGCAUACGCAACCAACUUUGUUCCCGGGAAUUAGAUCAAAAUCAGAAUUGAGAAUGCCCUGAGCAUUGCCCUAGUGGAUUGUAUCAUAGGGCCACAUGGAGGCUCGAUUUUUUCGGUUGUGGUUCAGCUGUCGUGAAUAAAGACUGUAUUAUUCAUCAA